Molecule: messenger RNA, 1425 nt
Organism: Mangifera indica (mango)
Lineage: Eukaryota; Viridiplantae; Streptophyta; Magnoliopsida; Sapindales; Anacardiaceae
Exons: 4
Coding region: 140-1294 (384 amino acids)
Cellular component (GO): chloroplast
Source: RefSeq, a predicted model, not a curated record
UGCCCAAUUUUGACAUUUUCUAUUCAACGGACAACGACAGUAAACUCAAGUGGUUGUCCUUCCAGCCAACUUCGUUGUCGGUCUCCCUUUCGACCGUGUCUUAAUACAUUUCACACAUAUUUCUCUUACUCUGCCUCUCAUGGCUUCCACUGUAUCAUUCUCCAUCUCUUCACCUUCUUCUUUCACUCUUUCUCGCAAACUGUACGGACCAUUUUUCCCUCAAAAACUUUACAGAUCAUUUGUCCCUCAAAAACUCUGCUUUCGAAAACCCAUUUCAGUCAAGGCUUCUUCAACUUCUCUCGAUUACUCUACCCCCUCAGUCCUCGAAAAACAACCCGCCCCAUUAAAGAGUGGUAAUUGGCAAUGGAAAUUCAAGGAUAAUUUAAUCAAUAUCUAUUAUGAGGAACAUGACAGGGAGAGCUCUGACCCUCCCAAAAAUAUCCUUAUGAUACCAACGAUUUCUGAUGUUAGCACUGUUGAAGAAUGGAGAUCUGUGGCUAAAGACAUUGCUCAACGAGAGGGCAAAGUCAAUUGGAGGACUACUAUUGUUGAUUGGCCUGGUUUGGGUUACUCUGAUAGGCCAAAAAUGGAUUACAAUGCUGAUGUCAUGGAGACGUUCGUGGUUGACUUCAUCAAUGCGCCGGAUAGCCCUGUAAGCUCAUCAGAAAAUGAUUUGGUCGUCUUUGGAGGGGGGCAUGCUGCCACAAUAACAGUUCGUGCUGCAAAAAAGGGUUUGGUAAAACCCACAGCAAUUGCUGCUGUUGCACCCACCUGGGCUGGUCCACUCCCCAUUGUAUUUGGUCGAGAUUCUAGCAUGGAAACAAGAUAUGGGCUGCUGAGGGGAACCUUAAGGGCUCCAGGCGUAGGCUGGAUGAUGUAUAACAUGCUUGUCAGCAAUGAGAAGGCAAUUCAAUCCCAAUAUAAAUCUCAUGUCUAUGAAAAUCCUGACAAUGUAACUUCAGACAUUGUAGAAAGCAGAUAUGCUCUUACAAAAAGGAAAGGAGCACGAUAUGUUCCUGCUUCUUUCUUGACUGGUCUCCUCGACCCAGUUAAUUCACGAGAGGAGUUCCUUGAAUUGUUUGCAGAUUUGGAGGGAAAAAUACCGGUUCUGGUCAUGUCAAGUGCAAGUUCUCCAAAGAGGUCAAAAGCUGAGAUGGAAGCACUCAAAGGAGCCAAAGGGGUCAGCAAGUUUGUUGAGGUUCCAGGUGCUCUGUUGCCACAAGAAGAGUUUCCCACAAUUGUUGCAGAGGAGCUUUACCGGUUUCUGCAAGAAAUUUCUGAAGCAAACGCAUGAUAUCAAUCAAAUUGUUUUUUUUAUUGAAGUAAUGCUGUUGAGAUAAUAAGUAAAUUUAUUACUGCAAACAGGUUAAUGCGUUGUAGAGGUUAGUAGAAGGAAAUGAAUAGAAAAUAAUUGCGAUUGUUUAA